AUGGCCGCCUCCGAGAUGAUACAAUGGUUUAUUGAUCAUCCCGACAAGGACCUCAAGGGCAUGAGUUACACUGAAGCCUCAAUUCCCCAAGUCGCAAAGGGUACCUUUCCUUUUGCUCACAAGUACCCCAUCGUCCCCGCCUCCGACGGUGCUGGCGUGGUGGUCGAAAUUGGCGCUCGAGUCACGGAAUUCAAGAAAGGCGAUGCGGUUUUAACAAUCUUCAACCAGGGACAUCAGUUCGGUGACAUCGAUCCUUGUACAGCAUCUACUAGUGUCGGUGGUACCAUCGACAGUGCAUUGCGUCAGUACGGUGUUUACAACGAGCUUGGUUUGGUGAAAGCUCUAAAGAAUUUGUCUGCUGUAGAGAGUAGCACUUUACCCGGUGCGGCUCUUACUAGCUGGAAUGCUCUUUACGGCCUCAAGUCUCUUAAACCCGGACAGAUUGUCUUGGUCCAGGGAACUGGAGGUGUCAGUCUUUUUGGACUUCAGUUUGCCAAAGCAGCUGGAGCUGUGGUCAUUGCUACAACAUCUUCAGCAGAGAAGGUAGAGAAGCUGAAAGAACUAGGCGCAGACCACGUCAUCAACUACAAGACCACCCCAAACUGGGGAGAGGUCGCUCGCGAUCUUACCCCUGGCCAAACUGGGGUGGACUAUAUUUUGGAAGUUGGCAGACUCGGCACCAUUGGACAGAGUCUGAAGUGCAUCAAGAUGGAUGGCAUUAUCACCGUUAUUGGGUUCUUGGGUUCCAGUGACAAGCCUCAGCCUGGUGUUAUGGAGGCUUUGACCAAUAUCUGCACUAUUAGAGGCGUCUUUGUUGGCAGUCGCGCCAUGCUCAAGGAACUGAUCCAAGCCGUUGAGGCGAACAACCUUCAUCCUGUCCUUGAUCAAGCCAGCUUCAGUCUUGAUCAAACUAAGGAGGCGUUUGUGCACUUGGUGAGCUAUUUCAAAAUUACUGCUAGGCUGGCCACAUUUGUUCUAACGUUACUUUAUCACACGGAGGCCAAAACAAUUUUGGAAAGGUUGUUGUCAAGAUUGAUUAAAGUGAAUUUUACGCCCGCGGGCUUCUUGCAUUCUAGCUACAUUCACUUGAAAUUCCUGGACUGUGGGUGA
Penicillium mononematosum is the source of this 1110-nucleotide messenger RNA. Its product is annotated as zinc-dependent alcohol dehydrogenase family protein. The coding region runs from base 1 to 1110 and encodes 369 amino acids. Gene Ontology annotation, molecular function: oxidoreductase activity. The record is from RefSeq and is a predicted model, not a curated record. Lineage: Eukaryota; Fungi; Ascomycota; Eurotiomycetes; Eurotiales; Aspergillaceae. The transcript is spliced from 4 exons.